Molecule: messenger RNA, 411 nt
Organism: Penicillium cosmopolitanum
Lineage: Eukaryota; Fungi; Ascomycota; Eurotiomycetes; Eurotiales; Aspergillaceae
Exons: 2
Coding region: 1-411 (136 amino acids)
Source: RefSeq, a predicted model, not a curated record
AUGUCUGACAAGCGAGGACUCCGCAGCCCGCAGUUAUUCACACCAGAGUUCGACACAGUAGCCUACGAUCCUCUGGACACAUCGAAGCGAUACCACACAGGUAUCUUCGUUGAAACAGACCCGGAGACUCUCCAAGGACAGCUAUUUAACGUCACCCGCGACAUCAUCGCGAACAGUGGCAUGCGGUUCGAAGUGAAAGAUAAUUAUGUUCCUGGCGCUGAAAAGUACUUUCACAAAACCACAGAGAUUGGAUGGAUUUUCAAAUGCGAUUAUGCGAGACUGAAGGAUAUCUUGGAAGCCUUGCUCAGCUCGACUAAACAGCAGGGGAUAGACUUCUGGAGCAAGGAUCCAGCUCAGCGGAAUAAGCUAUACUUGGACAAAGCAGAAUGGGGAUAUUUACGGACAAGAUGA